This is a messenger RNA of Geodia barretti, 3978 nucleotides long. The record is from the annotation of a GenBank genome assembly. NCBI's taxonomy places the organism in Eukaryota, Metazoa, Porifera, Demospongiae, Tetractinellida, Geodiidae.
CAUGCGCAUACGCUGCAGCGCUGCUGAGACGAUGCAAGUCUCGUUGUGGAGUGUGGCGGUGUUGCUAGCCCUGCUUGGGGGCUGCAGGAGCCUGCUGUACCCCAGAGAGUCGGAGAGCAGAGACGUUAGGUUGCUGGACGGCCUGUGGAACUUUAGGGCCGACUACUCCUCAAACAGGAUCGCUGGUUUUGAAGAGCAGUGGUUCAAGUCACCCCUGUCUCAGACAGGAGAGGUGAUCUAUAUGCCGGUGCCCUCCAGUUUCAAUGAGAUCACACAGAACAGGUCGCUGAGGGAGUUUGUGGGCUGGGUGUGGUACGACCGUGAGGCGUGGGUCCCAGCUUCCUGGGGAAGAGGCCAGAACUGCAUCACACUGCGAUUUGAGAGUGCUCACUACAACUGUAUUGCUUGGGUGAAUGGAGUGGAGGUGGUGAGUCACAGUGGAGGCCACCUGCCAUUCCAGGCCAACAUCACAGACCUGGUCAAGACUGGGGCUCCAAACAGGAUCACUGUGGCCAUCAACAACACACUCACCCCUCACACCCUCCCCCCCGGCACCCUCUCCUUUGGCUCACCUCCCAACUACCCCUCCGGAUACUUUGUGCAGAAACUGCAGUUUGACUUUUACAAUUAUGCAGGUCUGCACCGACCAGUGAAGCUAUACACCACUCCCCUGUCAGUUCAUGUUGACGACGUGACGUUGGUGACCUCCCUGCUGGCCAACGGAAGUGUCGACCUGUCCUACGUGGUGGACGUCUUUGUCUCUGACUCGGGGCCUGUGGAGCUCCAGAUUAUCCUGAGGGAGAAGGCGGGAGGUUCAGUGGUCUCGGCCUCUCUCCAGCUCCCUGGCUGCCAGAAGUCACCGUGUGUCCUGACUGGUAAUGGCCAACUGCUGGUGAACAAUCCUAGACUCUGGUGGCCCUGGACCAUGGAGCCGAAUGACCCUGGAUACCUCUACCAACUUGAGAUCAAUGCCACCACCUCCUCUGAGAAGGUGUCAGACUGCUAUCGAAUACCAGUUGGUCUCAGGACUGUGGAGAUCCGUGGGAAGGGGCUAGACUACCCUCUCCUGAUGAAGGACAUCAACCUCAUAAAGUGGCUGGGUGCCAACUCCUUCAGGACCAGUCACUAUCCAUACUCUGAGGAGCUGAUGGACCUCUGCGACCAGCACGGCAUUGUUGUCAUCGACGAGUCACCUGCAGUCGGACUCCACUAGGCAGUGGCCAACUGGACGCGAACUUUAGACCCGACACGACCCAUCAUGUUCGCAGACAACAUGCCAUAUGACCAAGACCUGUGUACUCAGUUCAUGGAUGUGAUAACCACCAACCGCUACUACUCGUGGUACUACGAUCCGGGCCACACGGACACCAUUGCCACACGACUGGCCACUGACCUGGAAGACUGGUUCAGGACUCACGGGAAGCCCAUGAUGCUGACAGAGUAUGGAGCCGGUACUGUGGCCGGCAUACAUAGAAUGGAAGUUUUGUUGAAUACUUGGCCCGUCUUUGACCAAUUCCGAGACUCGUUCCUCAUCGGGGAGAUGGUCUGGAAUUUCGCCGACUUCCAGACAGACCAGGCAACAACUAGAGUGGAUGGAAACAAGAAAGUUGGUGGAGGGUGCGAGGGAGAAGAGUGCAGUAUAGACAGAGUGUGUACAUUCAGUAAUGGCACACAGGGAGUAGAGGAGGGUCUGUGUACAGAGUGCUCUUGUUCAGAGGGAUACAGUGGACCUGCAUGUGCAAAUAUCAAUGAGUGUGCUGGGAACAGUACAUGUGAUGAUAAUGCAGACUGUGUUGAUAGUGAUGGUAGUUACUGGUGUCAGUGUCUGCCAGGAUUCCAGGGAGAUGGAUACAACUGUACAGAUAUCAAUGAGUGCGAUAAUGUGACAUGUGGUGAGAAUGCUGAAUGUCUCAAUACUGAGGGGAGCUACAGCUGUGAGUGCAAGUCAGGAUUCACUGGAGAUGGAUACAAUUGUACAGAUAUCAAUGAAUGUGUUGGGAGCAAUGCAUGUGAUGAUAAUGCAGCCUGCAAUGAUACUGAUGGUAGUUACUUGUGCUGGUGCAAGUCGGGAUUCCAGGGAGAUGGCUACAGUUGUGCAGAUAUCAAUGAGUGUGAGAAUGUGACAUGUGGUGAGAAUGCUGAAUGUCUCAAUACUGAGGGGAGCUACAGCUAUAUUGAUGAGUGUCUGAAUGUGACGUGUGGUCAGAACGCGACGUGUGACAAUACUGUUGGGACCUACAGCUGUCACUGUGACUCUGGAUUCGUUGGAGAUGGAUACAACUGUUCAAAUGUCAAUGAGUGUGAGGGAAGCAAUGCAUGUGAUGAUAAUGCAGACUGUGUUGAUAGUGAUGGUAGUUACUGGUGUCAGUGUCUGCCAGGAUUCCAGGGAGAUGGAUACAACUGUACAGACAUAAAUGAGUGUGAGAAUGUGACAUGUGGUGAGAAUGCCGAAUGUCUCAAUACUGAGGGGAGCUACAGCUGUGGGUGCAAGUCAGGAUUCACUGGAGAUGGAUACAACUGUACAGAUAUCAAUGAGUGUGAGAAUGAGACAUGUGGUGAGAAUGCUGAAUGUCUCAAUACUGAGGGGAGCUACAGCUGUGGGUGCAAGUCAGGAUUCACUGGAGAUGGAUACAACUGUACAGAUCUGGCCAUGGUAGUGACACUAGCUGUCUCUGCACUAGUCUUGACACUGAUUGUGAUAUUACUGCUCGUUCUGCUAUGUCUAAGGAUACUUCGACCAAAAGCUAUUACAUUUGAUGAGAUAACAGUGAAGGAAUUAGACCCAUUCUACAGUCCCAAAUUGAGGGGACAGUCUAUCAUGUCGAUUCACAGCGAGUACGAACAGCUGUACACAGCGUCACCUACUCAUCCCCCCGAACCAUUUGACGCACUGCUGGAGAGCGUGCCUGUUGAUGAGAAUGAGACUGACCCUGUCAUUAGGGAAAACACUCCCGAUUCAUCACAAGACCGUGUCGUUUUGAAGGACAAGAAAGUUUCGUUGGCGGAUAAACCACUAGAUAGCGACAACUUCCAGUUGUCGAGCUGUGUGUCAGGCAGCGACGAUUCACAAUCUUCCCCCUACAUCGACGAGGAAUCAUUGAGCGACCCACGUAGAGCAGGGAACAUUCCUCGGCCACACAAAAAUGAACUUACUUACUUUUCAGAUAACUAUACAGUGAGUGCAAUAGGUCCAGUCGGGGAAGGCGACAACGACUCGUGCUCGUCAGAAAAUUCUUCAUCUUCCUCAAAACGGUUGUUUUUGUCUCAAACAUGCAAGACACUUUCCUCGGGGUAUGUAGAAGACAGCUUUGGGGUCUGCGGGCCCUUUGUUUUCCAGUCAGCGGCAAAGUGGGAGGAAAUGGAGGACGAAGGGGAGAGAGGGGAAAAGGGGGCAAGGGGAGAGGUUGAAGACCAAGACGGCAGCAAAAUCCCAGACCUCACUGGUGGCUACGUGUUCUCUGGCAUUGAAAAUGAACAAGAGAGUCAGUCAAAGAGUGGUGGUUAUAAUCAGAGUGCCUACAUCUUUACCACUGGGUGUGGUAUGACUGAAUUUACUAAUCUUGAUGAAGCAAUUUUUGUAUCCGAUCCAAAUUAAAUUCGCGACUCUUUGCGUCAUUAACUAAGGUUGCUUUUCUGUUAGUUGUUAUUGGGUCAUUACAAAAUCAGUUUCAAGUCACUAAUGAACUACCCACUAUUAUUUAUCAUCAUCUAUGGAUCAGACAUUCAUUCUUUUAUGGUGUAAUACAUUCUUGUUUGCUGAUUGCUCUUUUUAAUGGUGCCAUAGCUAACAUUGCCUCCUUGCACACACUGGCCGGAAGUAGAGGGCCGUGUUGAUGGGUAAUUAUAUAAAACAUUAUGAUCUCUCUGUGUGUCCAGCAGAGAGUCCAGGUGCUGGUUUGGGAUCAGGGUCAGGGUAUAUAGUUCUUUGGCCCUGCUGCUAUGGACUUGGCGGCGGCCAUUUGAAUAGGUGUUAAUUUG